AUGCGCUACCUGACCUGCAGUCUGCCCAGUACCCCGUGGGGCGCAUUCUCCGUGGUCAGGAGGUGCGUUAAGAUCUCAUCUGGACAGGAAUAUGCCGCUAAAAUCAUCAACACUAAGAAGCUUUCUGCCAGAGAUCAUCAAAAGCUGGAGAGAGAGGCGAGGAUUUGUCGUUUACUGAAGCACCCCAACAUCGUACGACUCCAUGACAGCAUAUCAGAAGAGGGUUUCCACUAUCUGGUGUUUGAUCUGGUAACAGGAGGAGAGCUGUUUGAGGACAUCGUAGCCAGGGAGUACUACAGUGAGGCUGAUGCCAGCCACUGCAUACAGCAGAUCCUCGAGAGUGUCCAUCACUGCCAUGUAAAUGGGAUCGUCCACCGGGAUCUGAAGCCUGAGAACCUUCUAUUGGCCAGUAAGCUGAAGGGGGCGGCGGUCAAGUUGGCUGACUUUGGGCUGGCUAUCGAGGUGCAGGGGGACCAGCAGGCAUGGUUUGGUUUCGCUGGCACUCCGGGAUACUUGUCUCCGGAGGUUCUGAGGAAAGACCCAUAUGGGAAACCAGUGGACAUGUGGGCUUGUGGUGUCAUUUUAUACAUCCUGCUGGUGGGCUACCCUCCCUUCUGGGAUGAGGACCAGCACCGUCUUUACCAACAAAUCAAGGCUGGGGCCUAUGAUUUCCCGUCUCCAGAGUGGGACACUGUAACUCCUGAGGCCAAAGAUUUGAUCAACAAGAUGCUGACCAUCAACCCCAGUAAACGCAUCACUGCCGCAGAGGCUCUCAAACACCCCUGGAUCUGCCAACGGUCCACUGUAGCUUCCAUGAUGCACAGGCAGGAGACUGUGGAGUGCCUGAAGAAAUUCAACGCCAGGAGGAAACUCAAGGGAGCCAUAUUGACCACUUUGCUGGUCACAAGAAACUUCUCAGCCAAGAGUUUGCUCAACAAGAAGCAAGACGGCGUUAAGGUCAACAACAAAGCCAACACAGUGACCAGUCCUAAAGACACUGGCCCUGCCCCUGCGCUGGAACCACAGACAACUGUGAUCCACAACCCCGUGGAUGGAAAUAAGGAGUCCAUUGAGAGUGCCAACACCACCAUAGAGGAUGAGGAUGUUAAAGCCUGCACCAAUAACAAUAAAGCUCGCAAACAGGAAAUUAUCAAAGUAACUGAGCAGUUGAUUGAGUCUAUCAACAAUGGAGACUUUGAGUCCUAUGCGAAGAUUUGUGAUCCUGGCCUAACUUCCUUUGAGCCUGAGGCCCUGGGCAACCUGGUGGAAGGACAUGACUUCCAUCGCUUUUACUUUGAGAAUGCCCUUUCCAAAGGCAAUAAGCCGGUGCACACCAUCCUCUUGAACCCACAUGUGCACCUAAUUGGGGAAAAUGCAGCCUGCAUCGCCUAUAUUCGACUGACCCAGUACAUGGAUGCUGGCGGCAUGCCCCGCACCAUGCAGUCUGAGGAGACACGCGUGUGGCAUCGUCGCGACGGCAAGUGGCAGAACAUCCACUUCCACCGCUCCGGCUCGCCCAGCAUCCCCUCCCAUUGUUUGACCUCUACCUGGGUAAACGUUGAGAACUACCUGAGGGCACCAAACGUGAACAUGACUAACUAUGAAUCAUGAAGGUGUUGUUGAAGUUGCCCCACCAGGUGCAACAAAAGUGACAGUUAAUGGAAUAUCAACAUGUGGUCAAAAAAAAGAAAAAAAAAAAAUCCCAUCAGCAAAUCUAGCAGGGCAGUCAACUAGCCAACCUAUGACUGCUCUCUGACCUUUGACCCUUCUAUAAGGACAUGACAUCGCACAGGACACAAGUAUUAAUACAUUUUACUGUUAUGGCAUUUUAUUAAUGGACAUCAUUCAAACCCACCACCGGGUGGCUGCACACAGUAUUUGGACAUUAUGAAACGAGCAUAUUGAUUAACAUUUUUUUGUUUGUUUUUUAAGAUGUUUUGGUAUGCAUUUUAAAUAUAAAAUAGAGAUGUUUAAAAAUCUACUACUGUAACCUCUCCGAAAAAUUAGUUCUGUAUUUUUAUGUGUAUUUAUGUGUGUGCAAUACAAAAACAUUUGGGAGAUCAGAAUGUUAAAAUUCAGCUUGCUUUAGUUCUGGUGAUGUAUAUACAUUGUGAUUGUUGAUAACAAAAACAAAAACAAACAUUGAAAUUGCUAUUCUUGCUAUCAGAGGAAUUAAGAGUUUACGUAAAAUCCAGUUUAUGAGCUACAUUUAUGUUUGCUAUGAGCUAAGUCAUACUGUUUGAAUUGUCCGAUUUCAACCUAUAAUACUAAUUUAAAAUGUAAAGAAAAGCAGAGCAGCUUACACUUUGCAUUGAUGAUAUGUUUGCCUUUAUAUCAGUGAAAUAAGAAAUAAGAGAAUGUAGCAUAUAUGUAAUAUAUGAAAAUCCAAGACUAUUGUGUAGUGCAUGGGGGGGGGGGAUAUUGUAAGUAAGAUCAUAUGAAACUAUAAUAUCUUCUGUUUGAUUUGUGAAUCACUGACUUGUUUGUUUGCGUUUGUUAAUGUUGUGCAUCAGUCCUGUCCCAAAUGUUUCUAAUGUCCACAGUUAUGGUUAACAUCAAGCGUAAAUAUCAAAACCUCAUAUCUAAGUGGAGGAAAAGUAAACUCCCGGUUGCUGAAGCACCCCUUACAUUUUGUAUAAAAAUGAGAAGAAAACAAGCUCAUUUUUCAUAAUGUUUGUACUUGUAUUGUAUGACUGUAUGUAGGGUUUCUGUUGUCAUUUUAUUCUUGUCAUUUCCAGUGUGUUACUCUGCCAAUUGCACAGAGAAAGUGGAGAUGAUGAAGAUGGAGCAAAGGCACUAUAGUCUUUACCUUUAGUCAGGUUAUGUGUUAAUCUGACGGUUGGGCUUAUAAAUCUGGAAGCGUCAUAAAAGCAUUGGAUUGAAGAACGUUGCAGUCAGACAAGAGGAUGGUAAGACAGCAGUGAAGGAGUCAAAUGAGAAUUGGAUUGUAAUACAUGUUGGGAUGUCUUCCUUGACGAUCAGUGCUUCGACCAGCCAGUGGUCUCCUUCUCACUGCAGGACAAUGCCAGUGUCUUCGUCAUCCUUACUGUUUACUCUUUUCAAUUGGUUGGUCUCUUCUUUUUUAAGGGGAAAAUAUGAUAAACAUUUCUUUAAACGAAACGUAUGAUGUCAAUGCAAUGCACCACUCCUUAUAUGGUGUGUACCCGUUGCCAGCACGGCAAUGGAUGGCUUAAGAUGUUUAAGAAAUAAAUAAAUCAGCUAAAAGGUGUGAUAAUGAAUGAGUUUUACCUUGUUUUGUGUUGCUGGUUAAUCAUUAUCACCUUAGUGCGGAGAUGGAGUGUGUGUGUGUUAUAACUUGAAGUUAAUUAUUUGAAAUAGUUCUUUGUGUUCUUUGCUUUAUCCCAAUAAACUGAUAUACAGACGUGA
Messenger RNA from Morone saxatilis (striped sea-bass), 3387 nucleotides. RefSeq names its product calcium/calmodulin-dependent protein kinase (CaM kinase) II delta 2 (gene camk2d2). NCBI's taxonomy places the organism in Eukaryota, Metazoa, Chordata, Actinopteri, Moronidae. Gene Ontology annotation, cellular component: cytoplasm; neuron projection. The record is from RefSeq and is a predicted model, not a curated record. Gene Ontology annotation, biological process: protein phosphorylation. Bases 1 to 1611 code for a protein of 536 amino acids. The transcript is spliced from 22 exons. Gene Ontology annotation, molecular function: calcium/calmodulin-dependent protein kinase activity; calmodulin binding; ATP binding.